AUGGAGAAAUUAAAAGAAUUGGAAGAAAAAAGACAACGACUUAAAGAACUUCGAGAAAAGAGGAGUAAAUUUCCACAGACACCAAUUAGGCGUUACAAUGGUAUUUCAUCACGGACCAAUAGCGAGUCAAGGAUACCAUUGCGAUAUAAUGAAGUUUUACAUAAAAAUAAAGCUGUUGAAACUGUUUCUGUAGCUGUGCAAACAGAUGAGUCGUUUGAAUUAACACGGCAUUCGAAUCAUUUAUCUGAGAUUCUACAUGAUGAUAAACCAAAAAUAAUCACGUAUAGCAAGGGAAUUCAAACCGACAAUUAUGAAUCUGAUAAAGAAGAGAUACAGGAGCCAAUAAGGCAAGAGGAGAAAAGAGUACUAGAAGAAGAAGAAGAAGAAGAAGAAGAUUCUAACAAUAAACUUGAGGGAAAGGUGGUGGAAGAAGACCAUCCGAAGAUUCAAUUUUUGGAGCCAUUACUGAUUACAACAGAAGCGAAUACUUUAGUUACCAAUAAAAGUUUUGCUCGAGAAAAGAAUUAUUCAAAUAUACGGCCUUCACUAAAAGGUCAGUCAAAGAAUACAUCUUGCAAGCUGUUGGAUAAUUGGACUCUCGAUAUAGAAGCCAAUGAAAAUAUGAAAUUAUUUUGUGUUUCUAUUGAUUAUUUCCAAGGUUUAAUAUUAAUUUCAUAUCGAAGAACACCUAUUAAUCCACUUGACAUAAAGGAAACUAAUUGGUCCUUUGUGGAAGUUAUUCAAAGGGAAGGUAUGGUUGUUAUUGAUCGAUUAACAUUUAGAGGUCAAUCUCUUAUCGGUGGUCACUUUUUAGGCAAAUAUUGCAGAGAAGAUGGUGUAGAUGAGGGUAAAUAUAUUGUUAGUAUCCUAUUACGAACUUUGAAUGGUAAAACAAUUUUAUACGAAUUGAGAGCUGUAAAAGACAAACAAGAUAAGAAGAAGUAUGAAAGGAAUUUAAUUAUAAGAAAUUAUCAUAAUGCCCCUGUUUUUGGUAUUGAUGAAAUCAAAGCUGAUAACAUUAUUAAUGCUCGGAUAGUAAGCGGAAGUAAUAAUGGUAUUAUCAACGAGUUGAACUGUAUGAACCUGUCUUUCUAUGAAGACCCUACCAUGGUGCAUCGGAGUAGUACUCGAGGAAGAAUUCAUCAAACUCGUAUCGUUCCUCCCAAAUACACAGAAUUAAUUGCAUUACAAGAAAAAAUACAAGAUCAAUCGGGAGAUGAUCAGGAUGAGACGGAUGAUAUCGUUAGAGGAGAUCAACUAUUUUGUGAUCAUCUAGAUAAGGUGGUCCUAAACGAAGAAAUCUGUAUUACUUCAUUAACUGUGGCUCCUAAUAAUUCAGAUUGUGUCUAUUUGGGCGCUGAAGAUGGUGGGAUAUACAAAGUUCUAUUGAGUCGUACCAAUAUGGACGAUAAUAAUAAAUUACCAAUUUCCUUAAAUAACAACGGAUUUCUACCAAGAGUCAAUUUCCAUUCUAGUGAUGUAACCUCACUACGGUUCCAUCCACAGAACGAUGACCUACUAUGUUCAGGAUCCAUGGAUUGGAAUUGUCAUCUGUGGGACACUUUCAACAACGAUCUGAUAGACUCCAUCGAUCUCAAAGAGGAUGUUAUUGCUGUUCAAUGGUUACCAGACAGGGACACGUACAGAUGUUGUGUGUUAACAAUGUACAAUUUUUGCAUUGUUGAGUGGUCGUUGACUAGGGAAGACAGUAAAUGGGUCUCUCAAGCGCCACCCUCUAUCACCCAUACGAUCUCCAGCGAAGAGCUUGGGCAAAAAAUGUUUACCUCAUUCCACCUCUACGAUCAUGAGGGACUUAUGGUACUAGUCCUUGGUGGUUCCAGUGGCACUAUAUCAUUUCUGGAAUUAGCCGCCCGGCGAUAA
Messenger RNA from Naumovozyma castellii, 1881 nucleotides. It is a transcript of the gene PAC11, whose product is annotated as dynein intermediate chain. The transcript has a single exon. The coding region runs from base 1 to 1881 and encodes 626 amino acids. The record is from RefSeq and is a predicted model, not a curated record. Lineage: Eukaryota; Fungi; Ascomycota; Saccharomycetes; Saccharomycetales; Saccharomycetaceae.